CUGAAAUCGCCACAGACAAGUUUAUAAAUCUUCACGCAGAAGCGGCGCACUUCGGUCUCUCAAAUUAAAAGGAUUACAUUUUAGACUUUUCUCCCCCCCUCUUCGGCGGCGAAUGGAGCUUAAAUGGGAUAUACGGUUAGGAGUUUUGCUUGUUUUACUGCAGGUCCUUGGAGGUGGCUGUGCGGAGCUGACGGCACCAUGUUCCCCUGGUUUUGCUUCUGAUCUUUUCCUCUUCAGAGUUCACAGAGAACACCUGCAGAGGGGCUCCGGGAUCGGCAAAGUUGUUUUUAACAGUUGUAGUGGAAGAACACUGGCCGUCUUUGACUCUGGUGAUAAGCGGUUUCGUGUAGACUCUGAUGGCACAGUGAAGCUGAAGAGACGGGUCACUCUUCAUAAUGGCCGUAAGGUCUUCUCUGUCUCUGCUUGGGACUCCAGAGGAAAGAAACACACUGCAAUUGUGAGGGUGGAACAUCAGAGUCAAGCUGAACACAGUCAUGAACAGCAGGAAGAUGUUGGGGCAAUUGAACCUGUGCAGGCUUAUCCCCCCUCGACACUCUUUCUGGAGUUUCCGGCAUCGGGUGGGUUACGGAGAAGGAAAAGAGAGUGGGUGAUUCCUCCGAUCAGUGUCUCGGAGAAUAGAAGAGGGAAAUACCCUAUGGAGUUGGUGCAGAUUAAGUCCAGUUAUGCUGAAGAAACAACGAUGAAGUACCGGAUCACUGGUGAAGGAGCAGACCAGCCUCCAGUGGGAAUUUUCACAAUAGAUAAAUACACUGGUUGGCUCUUUGUGACAAUGCUUCUAGACAGAGAAAAAAAAGAUAGAUAUGUGCUGCAAGCCCAUGCUAAGGCAACUACUGAUCAAAUCGGAGAAGAUCCCAUGGAAGUUAUAGUUGUUGUGCUGGACCAGAAUGAUAAUACUCCUGUCUUCACCCAAAAUCCAUUCCUUGGCAGUGUACCAGCAGCUUCAAAAAUAGGGUUUGAGUUCAUGACCGUCAGUGCCACUGAUGCAGACGAACAGGGCAGUGACAAUGCUGAUGUCGGGUACUCAAUCAAGAGUCAGGAACCACCAGAGCCAAGUUCAAACAUGUUUACCAUCAACCCUAUCAGUGGAGUGAUCUCAGUGAAUGCUGAUGGACUGGACCGGGAGAAAUUUAGGGAAUAUACCUUGGAGAUUCAAGCAGCAGAUGAUCAGGGCAGAGGCCUCUCAGUCACUGGAAAAGCUGUUAUUACUGUAACGGACAGCAACGACAAUCCACCUCAAUUUCUGCAAAAUUUGUACGAGGUGACCGUCCCAGAGAAUGAAGUGGGAGCUGUGGUGGUAAAAAUGCCAGUUGAGGAUAAGGAUGAGCCACAGUCAUCUGCCUGGGCAGCAAAGUUCAGUAUUGUUAAAGGUGACACCAGUGGAUUUUUCAACAUCACCACAGGACCAAACAAACAGGAGGGCAUCAUUACUACUGUCAAGCCAUUGGACUUUGAGAGUAACAACAAAUAUACACUGCUGGUAGCUGUGGAAAACGAGGUUCCAUUUGCAAAACCUCUGACUACCUCCACUGCUACAGUCAUUGUAAGUGUUACUGAUGUGAACGAGGCUCCAGUGUUCAAACCAGUGAAGAAGUUGAUUUCGAAACCUGAAGAUGAAAAGGUUGGUAGUGAACUGACUGUCUACACUGCCAUUGAUCCAGAUACUGCAAAGGCCCAGACAGUGGCGUAUCGUGUUGGAGAUGAUCCUGCUGGCUGGGUGAGCGUUGAUCGAGACACUGGACUAAUCAAAGUCAAGAGUCCUAUGGACAGAGAAUCUCAUUUUGUGAAAGAUGAUAAAUAUACAACCCAAAUCCCAGUGGUGGAAAAUGAAAUUCCAGCAACUGGUACUGGGACCCUUGUAAUUGAGCUGGUGGAUGUGAAUGAUAAUGCUCCAACAGUUGAGAUGAGCAACAUCGAUGUAUGUAAUAAGGAGCCACCUCCAGUGGUCCUGCCUGUGACUGAUAAGGAUGGGCCUGGCUUUACUUCUCCUUUUAGUGUGGCAUUGCAAGGAGAUGGCAAGGACAAUUGGACUGCCACAAUGAACGCGUCGAAAACGGGGAUUGUACUUUCAUUGAGGGCUCCGCUCAGUCCUGGAGUUUACAAUGUUGUUCUGAAGGUGUUUGACAUCCAAAGCCUAUCAGAAGACAACAUUAUCCAGGCCACUAUAUGUGACUGCAAAGGAGCUGAUUUUAAAUGCCAGGUUAUUAAGGCUGCACAAAUAGGCAUCCUUGGUGUUCUUGGAAUUUUGGGGGCUAUUUUGGCUCUGUUGUUGCUGGUCCUGCUGCUGCUUCUGUUCCUUAGAAGAAGAAGAAGCUCUAAGAAGGAACAGCCCCUGAUCAAUGAUGAUAUCCGUGACAAUGUUUACUAUUAUGAAGAAGAGGGUGGUGGAGAGGAUGAUCAGGACUAUGACCUGAGCGUUUUGCACAGGGGCCUCGACAACCAUCCUGACGUGUUCCGUAAUGAUGUGGCUCCCACCUUUAUGUCUGCCCCAGAAUAUCGUCCACGGCCUGCAAACCCUGAGGAGAUUGGCACCUUCAUUGAUGAUGUAAGACGUGCAGUUUUUUUGUGCUGUAGAAUCUGAUUGUACUACAAAACAUGUCUCAUGCAUAUAAGUGACUUGACUUGUGUGGUCCAUAUAAACGAGUGUUCCAUCUUGCAACAUGCUGCUUCCUUGCCACUGUUGUGAACUUGGUCUGACCCUCCCUUUGCUAGUUAGCAUUUGCCUUUUUUGUCAAGCAAUCAUGGCAAAGUUUAGUGAACUUGAGAGACAUGUUUUGGGAUAAAUUUAUUAGGGAUAAAAUUAAGGGUUCCCUUCCCCUCAAAGAUGCUUUGCUACAAACUAUUCAAAGCACUAUAUAAAUUCUAGAGACUUGUGCAGGCAGGUCUGUGCUGAGCCUUUUAUGUCUGGCUCGAAUCCUGGCAGCAUUGCAAAAUUGGAACACUUUCCUGGACAGUGUUCUAGACCGCUCGGCCAGAGGAUCACAUCGUUAACUGAGGUUAUGUAACAUGGUAUGUAUGUGGCCCAUAUGUACUGGUGCCACCUCAUGACUGUGAAAUCGCAACCUGAGGCUGGCACACCAAUUACAUUCUUAAACGCGCUCAAACUUGGUUAAACAUAUACAGACAGGUGCCUCUAUAGGCUUCAGCCAAAGGCUGAGCCAAAAGUGUUGUUUUUUUUUUUUUAAUAUAUGUAAAAUUUUUAUUAUAUAAAUUAUAUUGUUUACUAGUAUCUGUGUCAGUACUGUGUAAUUCGUUAUCUAGCCGAGUAAGAUUUAAACUUCAUAAAAGUGAAGUCUGUUUUUGUUGCCAGUAAAAAUCAUGGUUACAGAACUUCUGAUUAGGUUUUUAGCAUUAGAAAUAUUUAUCACAUUACAGCACAGUUGAAGUUCUUUGUAUUUAACCCAUCUGAAGCAAUGAAUCUCUUUGGGUUGUUGUGGGUGUUUUUAAGCCAGGAGCGCUUGCACCUAAUUGACUUAACAGCCAUGAACAAUAUAUACAAUUAUGUAGGGGGAAAGUACCUAUGCCUUAUACAGUAGUGUGUUUGGGUUUGUUGUGUGACGUAUAUAAAACUUUGUAUGCAUCUCCCAAUAUUGCCUAUUGGCCAGGAUUGGUGGUGAACUCAUUUUAUAGAAUCCAGAAAAUGUAGUUAAAUUUAGCUUUGCAUUACUUUUGUCAUUACUAUUGCUCUCUUCAGAUUUUGCCUCAUGUGUUUCUGCUUUUAUGUACCAUAGAACCUGAAAUUUGGGACAGUUUUAGUUUCCAUGUUGGUUUAUGAUUUAAUAUUGGAGCAAUACUGUCCAAAACAGGCUAAAAGAGUGGCUAUUUUUUGUGGCUCAUUUGUUAAUGGAUUACUUUUUACUGCAUGAUUUUUCAAAGCACUGUGAGGUAUGAUGUAUAUCAAUAAAGUUUUAUCAAGUUUGUAUCCCAUUUCUGUUUUUAGAUGGAUUUUACAUUUGAUUCCUCUGUACCAUGUAAUUCACACUUUGUGUAGCCAUUAAGUUGUUUGUUUCAAUUUUUUUUUUAUUAAAUGUUGUACACAA
Molecule: messenger RNA, 4058 nt
Organism: Neoarius graeffei (lesser salmon catfish)
Lineage: Eukaryota; Metazoa; Chordata; Actinopteri; Siluriformes; Ariidae
Product: cadherin-1-like
Exons: 15
Coding region: 113-2599 (828 amino acids)
Biological process (GO): adherens junction organization; homophilic cell-cell adhesion; calcium-dependent cell-cell adhesion
Cellular component (GO): plasma membrane; cytoplasm; adherens junction
Molecular function (GO): calcium ion binding; cadherin binding
Source: RefSeq, a predicted model, not a curated record